AUGUCCACACUCGAAGAUCUCGACGACCUUGAGCGCCACGAGAAGGAAGAGAAGAAGGACGAUGACAAGAAAGACGGAGGCAAGGAUGGAAAGAAGGCUGAUGGCGAUGCAGAGAUGCAGGAUGCGGAACCAGAGGAGGAGCAGCUCGACGAAGAGAUCCUGAACUCAAGCACACGAGACAUCGUCGCGCGCAAGCGGUUACUGGAGAACGACAUGCGCAUCAUGAAGAGCGAGUUCCAACGGCUCACACACGAGAAGGCUUCUAUGAACGAGAAGAUCAAGGACAACCUAGAGAAGAUCGAGAACAACAGGCAACUACCAUACCUCGUCGGAAACGUUGUCGAGAUCCUUGAUCUUGACGUCACAGAAGAGGCGGCUGAGGAGGGAGCAAACAUUGACCUAGACGCCACCCGCGUUGGCAAGUCGGCGGUCAUCAAGACCUCAACUCGGCAAACCAUCUUCUUGCCUCUCAUCGGUCUAGUAGACCAUGAGAAGCUGAAGCCCGGUGAUCUCAUUGGUGUGAAUAAGGACUCAUAUCUCGUCCUCGAUACCCUACCCGCAGAGUACGACAGUCGGGUGAAGGCUAUGGAAGUCGACGAGAAGCCAACUGAGAAGUACACCGAUGUUGGAGGUCUUGACAAGCAGAUCGAAGAGCUCGUCGAGGCUGUAGUGUGGCCUAUGAAGGAGGCCGAGCGCUUCAAGAAGAUUGGCAUCAAGGCGCCGAAGGGUGCACUGAUGUACGGCCCCCCCGGAACCGGAAAGACCCUUCUCGCCCGAGCCUGCGCUGCCCAAACCGACGCCACAUUCCUCAAGCUCGCCGGCCCACAGCUCGUACAAAUGUUCAUUGGAGAUGGUGCGAAGUUGGUCCGCGACUGCUUCGCCCUGGCGAAAGAGAAGGCACCCUCAAUCAUCUUCAUCGACGAAUUGGAUGCCGUUGGUACCAAGCGUUUCGAUUCCGAGAAGUCCGGAGACAGGGAGGUGCAGCGAACUAUGUUAGAGCUGCUGAACCAGCUGGACGGUUUCGCCUCCGAUGACCGUGUCAAGGUUCUUGCCGCGACGAACCGAGUUGAUGUCUUGGACCCCGCUCUGCUUCGUUCUGGACGUCUGGACAGGAAGAUCGAGUUCCCGCUACCAAACGAGGAGGCCCGCGCACAGAUUAUGCGUAUCCACUCGCGGAAGAUGACUGUCGACGACGCUGUCAACUGGCAAGAGUUGGCUCGCAGCACUGACGAGUUUGGUGGUGCGCAGUUGAAGGCUGUUUGUGUCGAGGCUGGUAUGAUUGCUCUCCGGACCGGUCACCAGAAGAUCAGCCACGAGCACUACGUCGAUGCUAUCGCUGAGGUACAGGCAAAGAAGAAGGACACUGUCAACUUCUACGCCUAA
Alternaria ethzedia is the source of this 1383-nucleotide messenger RNA. RefSeq names its product 26S proteasome regulatory subunit 6A (gene RPT5). Gene Ontology annotation, biological process: proteasome-mediated ubiquitin-dependent protein catabolic process. The record is from RefSeq and is a predicted model, not a curated record. Bases 1 to 1383 code for a protein of 460 amino acids. Gene Ontology annotation, cellular component: proteasome regulatory particle, base subcomplex. NCBI's taxonomy places the organism in Eukaryota, Fungi, Ascomycota, Dothideomycetes, Pleosporales, Pleosporaceae. The transcript is spliced from 3 exons. Gene Ontology annotation, molecular function: ATP hydrolysis activity; ATP binding; proteasome-activating activity.